UUCCUUCCGCCCUCUUUUGCGUUCUACCCUGCAAUGGCGUCCGGGCUGGUGAGGCUGCUGCUGCGGCCUCGCUGCCUUCUGGCACCGGCCGCCCCCGCCCUCGCUCCGCCGGCGCGGGGAGUGAAGAAGGGCUUCCGUGCCGCCUUCCGCUUCCAGAAGGAGUUAGAGCGGUGGCGCUCGCUCCGGUGCCCGCCGCCGCCCGCGCGCCGCUCAGAAAAGCCCAACUGGGAUUACCAUGCUGAAAUACAAGCAUUUGGACAUCGGUUACAGGAAAACUUUUCCUUGGAUCUUCUCAAGACUGCCUUUGUUAAUAGCUGCUAUGUUAAAAGUGAGGAGGCCAAGCGCCAAAAGCUUGGAAUAGAGAAAGAGGCUGUUCUUCUGAAUAUUAAAGAUAAUCAAGAGCUCUCUGAACAAGGGACAUCUUUUUCACAAACGUGCCUCACACAAUUUCUUGAGGACGCGUUCCCGGACUUACCCAAUGAAGGUGUUAAAAGUCUUGUGGACUUUCUCACUGGUGAGCAGGUGGUGUACCAUGUGGCUACAAACUUGGCUGUGGAGCAGUUAACGCUAAGUGCGGAAUUUCCAGUCCCCCCGCCUGUAUUACAGCAGACGUUCUUUGCAGUAGUUGGAGCGCUGCUCCAGAGCAGUGGACCUGAGAGGACUGCCCUUUUCAUCAGGGACUUCUUAAUUACUCAAAUGACUGGAAAGGAACUCUUUGAGAUUUGGAAGAUAAAAAAUCCCAUGGGGCUGCUGGUAGAAGAACUGAAGAAAAGAAACAUUUCAGCUCCUGAAUCAAGACUUACUAGACAGUCUGGAGGCACCACAGCUUUGCCUGUGUAUUUUGUUGGCUUAUACUGUGAUAAAAAGUUGAUUGCAGAAGGGCCUGGGGAAACAGUGCUGAUUGCAGAAGAAGAAGCUGCUCGAGUGGCACUCAGAAAACUGUAUGGAUUCACUGAGAAUAGACGGCCCUGGGACUAUUCCGAGCCCAAAGAGAAUUUAAGAGCAAAGAAGACCAUUAUUGCCAGCUAACCGGCCAAAGGUAUGGCAACCUGAAAUUUGUGAGCAAAACAAUGAGACAAAUGUCAAAGAUGUUGAAAUCUGGAUAUUUUUCAAAUGGUAAAGAAAUAGUUCUUAGUCCUUAUACUGAGUUUCUAAAAUUAAAUAUUCAUCAGAUCACUUUUUAAAAUCUUUUUUAGUCAAAAGUCUUUUUUGAUGUUUUCCCAAUAAAUUUUUCCUAAUGUUCUUGAUUUUAUUAUUGUAUAUAACUUGUACAUUUAGGUGUAUUUUAUUCUCAUCUAGCACAGAGAUACCAUAAUUUGAUUGUUUUGUGUGAACCUUGCUAUAAUACCAAUAAAAAAAUUACUCUUUCUCUAAA
Manis pentadactyla (Chinese pangolin) is the source of this 1375-nucleotide messenger RNA. RefSeq names its product mitochondrial ribosomal protein L44 (gene MRPL44). Gene Ontology annotation, biological process: rRNA processing; regulation of gene expression; primary miRNA processing. The record is from RefSeq and is a predicted model, not a curated record. Gene Ontology annotation, cellular component: nucleus. The transcript has 4 exons. The coding region runs from base 34 to 1029 and encodes 331 amino acids. Lineage: Eukaryota; Metazoa; Chordata; Mammalia; Pholidota; Manidae. Gene Ontology annotation, molecular function: double-stranded RNA binding; ribonuclease III activity.